Messenger RNA from Pistacia vera, 1698 nucleotides. Its product is annotated as histone-lysine N-methyltransferase SUVR4-like. The transcript is spliced from 7 exons. Lineage: Eukaryota; Viridiplantae; Streptophyta; Magnoliopsida; Sapindales; Anacardiaceae. The coding region runs from base 1 to 1668 and encodes 555 amino acids. Gene Ontology annotation, cellular component: nucleus. The record is from RefSeq and is a predicted model, not a curated record. Gene Ontology annotation, molecular function: protein binding; zinc ion binding; histone methyltransferase activity.
AUGCAUGGGAUCGUAUCGAAGAAAAUAACUAUAAAGCUAUUUUUGAGUGGACAUGGGAGAAUGAUAAGCAAAAAGAAAAUAAGCCAGACAGUGGAAUCCAUGAGGAGAGGUGCUUUGUUCAUCCAGGAAGAAAAGAAAUUAGAACCGAAGUUGGUGCACAUUUUGGACGAUGAUGAAUCUGAAGAGCCUGAACCUCCAUUAAUAAGGCGUAAAAGAAAUCAUACUGAGAAGGAUAAAAGGUCGUCAUCAACAGUGCAUAUGCAACUAGAUGAAACUGCGCCUGAAACAAAUGAACUUUGUCAACUAUCUCUUGGAACAGUUGGAGACCUGAAAGGGGAUAGGUCAGUGAUCGGUGAUACCAAUUCUAAUGGGAAAGCUUCUGUCUUUGAGAAUGGAACUCCUGUUGUUUCGCAGACAUUAGACUUGCACCAGAAUUCUUAUCAUCAAGAGCUACAAUAUGAAUCCCCUUUUGCUGUGAUCCAUCUAGAUCAAUAUCUCACUAAUGGCAAAAGCUCUAACAAUCUUCAAACUCAUGCUCAUGUUGAUGUUUGCAAUGGUAAAGAUGUUGGAAACUCAUCUGUUGAAAGUGAAAAGAAGUUUGAGGGGUCUAAUCAAUCCAAACAAUCUCCAAACUCAUGCAUUGGACUUCCCAAGUACACCGUUUUUAUUGAAGAUAUAACACGAGGUGAGGAGAGCAAUCCAAUUUCAUUGGUGAGCGACAGUGGUAGUAGCUCUUUGAAGUUGCCCAAGUUUUUCUACAUAUCAAGGAACAUAAUUUUCAAAAACGCUUAUGUGAACUUUUCACUUGCACGAAUAUCCGAUCAUAAUUGGUGUUCAAAUUGUUCUGGAGACUGCCUCUUAUCUCCGGCAAAUUGCGCCUGUACCGGCGAAACUCGGGGCGACUUUGCUUACACAAGUGAAGGAGUGGUUGAGGAGAAAUUUUUAGAUGAAUGUAUAGGCAUGAGCCAGAGGAAACCCAAGAAAUACAAUCUCUAUUACUGCGAAAAUUGUCCAUUGGAAAACACUUCGGUUACAAAUGGUAAGCACCAGAAACGAAAGAAUCCCAAAAGGGCUUGUAAGGGGCACCUGAUGAGAAAAUUUAUUAAGGAGUGCUGGGCUAAAUGUGGAUGCAGUAGGAAUUGUGGAAAUCGUGUUGUUCAGAGAGGAAUUAAAGUGAAAUUGCAGGUGUUCCAAACAGCCCAAGGAAAAGGAUGGGGACUUCGAACACUUGAGGAUAUGGAGAAAGGAACGUUUGUGUGCGAGUACGUUGGUGAAAUUGUCACAAAUCAGGAACUACAUGAACGCAAUGAGGAAAGUUGGGGAGAGGAACAUACGUAUCCAGUGCUUCUUGAUGCAGAUUGGGCGUCAGAAAGACACUUGAAGGAUGAAGAAGCACUUUGUUUGGAUGCAACAAAAUUUGGAAAUGUUGCAAGGUUUAUCAAUCACAGAUGUAACGAUGCAAACUUGGUGGAGAUUCCAGUGGAAGUGGAGACUCCUGAUCAUCACUAUUAUCAUAUUGCUUUUUUCACAAGCAGAAAGAUCAAGGCGAAUGAAGAAUUGACUUGGGACUAUGGCAUUGAUUUCGAUGAUGAAACUCAUCCAAUCAAAGCAUUCGACUGCAAGUGUGGAAGCUUUUUUUGUUGCAUGAAGAAUCGGUCUUCGCCUUAAUUAGUAUGAGCUUAAAGCCAUAUCAAUACU